Messenger RNA from Hydractinia symbiolongicarpus, 2773 nucleotides. RefSeq names its product glutathione hydrolase 1 proenzyme-like. Gene Ontology annotation, biological process: glutathione catabolic process. Gene Ontology annotation, molecular function: glutathione gamma-glutamate hydrolase. The coding region runs from base 128 to 1915 and encodes 595 amino acids. The transcript is spliced from 10 exons. The record is from RefSeq and is a predicted model, not a curated record. Lineage: Eukaryota; Metazoa; Cnidaria; Hydrozoa; Anthoathecata; Hydractiniidae. Gene Ontology annotation, cellular component: plasma membrane.
AAAAAAAUCGGGAAAUUGGAUUAACCAAGUGACUAAAACAUGCAAAAUGAUUCUUCUUGAUGAAACAAAGUUGUGUUCAACCUAACAUAUGCAAACCGUAUGGUUUAGAUGCGCUUAAAGUAAAUCAAUGGGUAAAGAAGCAAAAUAUACUGUCUUAACAAGAAGACCAUCCAAGAAGAAAUGUCUGAUCAUUUCGCUUAUUGGACUAAUUUUAUUAAUUGUAAUUAUUGUCAUUAUUGUUGUGGCUACGAAAAAGAAAGAUAAAGAUAAUGAUGUUUCACCAAGCAGCGGGUUUGUGGCGCAGAAAUACAAGAAAGCAGCGGUUGCAGCUGAUGCUAAAAUCUGUUCACAAGUUGGUGCAAAUAUGUUAAAGAAGAAUGGCAGUGCCACUGAUGCCGCCGUAGCCACUUUAUUCUGCCUGGGCGUGGUCAACUUGCAAUCUUGUGGUAUUGGCGGUGGCGGCUUUAUGGUGUUCUAUCAAAAAGCAUUAAAAAAGUUUACUAUAUUUGAUUAUCGAGAGGUUGCACCCUUAGCAGCUACUAAGGAUAUGUUCAUUAAUGACAGCUCUGUCCGUGGUGGACUUGCUAUUGGUGUACCAGGACAGGUCAAAGGUCUGCUUGAGGUUCAUAAAAAGCAUGGCAAAUUGAACUGGUCCGAACUUGUUGAACCAGCCAUCAAACUUGCAGAUGAAGGAAUAAUUAUUUCCAAGGCGUUGGCUGGAACGAUAAAAUCUGCAAGCAAAAAUGAACAUCUCUCUGAUAAUUUGAAAAAGCUGCUGACAAAGAAAGAUGAUGUGACAUUCCUAGGUGAAGGAGAUGUGCUUGUUAAUAAGAGGUUAGCGUCAACACUGAGGACGAUUCAGAUGAAACCUAAUGAUUUCUAUGUAGGAGACCUGGCAAAGAAAAUUGUUGCAGAUGUUACUGAAGCAAAAGGUUUAAUCACCGAAGAAGACCUAAAAAAAUAUUCAGUAGUAAUUCGUGAAGUUGUAAAAUUUCCAUUGCCGAAUGACCUUGUGUUAAACACUAUGAGUGCACCAGGUGGAGGUCCUAUUGUCUCGAUGAUUCUUAACAUCAUGUCAGGCUAUAAUCUUUCAAAUUACGACUUAUCAAAGCAGAAAGAUCAAUUGGCAUACUAUCAUAAAUUGGUGGAGUCAAUGAAGUUUGCGUAUGCUCAAAGAGGACUGCUGGGUGAUCCAGACUUUGUACCUGAAAAAAAUAUUAGUGAGGUACUCGAUCUUGUCAAAGACCCAAAAAUCGGCGCCAAAAUACGAGAGAAAAUCUGGAUGAACCAAACACACCCGUUAAGUUAUUAUGGAGGAUAUUUUGGAAAAAAUGAUUUUGGUACGUCACACGUGUCCAUUCUCGCAGAGAAUGGAGAUGCUGUGGCUGCAACUGCUACUAUUAAUUGGGGGUUUGGCUCGUACGUCCGAUCAUUAGACACAGGAAUCAUAUACAACAAUGAAAUGGAUGAUUUCUCCACUCCUGGAAAAAGCAACUUAUAUGGCUAUCCUCCAUCUCCAGCUAACUUUAUUGAACCUCGUAAACGUCCGCUCUCCUCCAUGUCACCCUCCAUUGUAACAGAUAAAAAUGGAGAUGUUAAAAUGAUUGCAGGUGCGUCUGGUGGAUCAAGGAUUAUUUCCGGAACUGCUCAGGUCUUGCUAAAGAAACUGUAUUUGGGUCUGCCUUUGGGAGAGUGUGUCUCCUCCUAUAGACUGCAUCAUCAAGGCGUUCCCAACUAUAUCACUUACAACCCAAAAUACGCACCGCCUAUGAGACUGUUAGACGAUUUGAAGAAACUUCGUCACACGUACCAGAAGAAAGGAAGUAUUUCAGUCGUACAAGCCGUAUAUAAAGAAGGCAAUGAUAUAUAUGCGAUGAGUGACCCUAGAAAAGGCGGUGAAUCUGAUGGAAUUUAGAACAUGUAUUUAUAUUAUGCAUUUUUUAUGUUUUGAAUGAUGUGAUUGAUUGAUUGAUCGAUCGAUUUGAUUGGUCGGUCGGUUAGGAUAUUUAAAAAAUAAAUUUAUGCUGACUACCUUAUUGCAUCAUCAAUAAUGAUGCCAUAAGAUCAGAUGAUAAUCUCUGAAGCAACGGAAAGAAGUUUUAAAAAAAUUCAAAAAUACUUUUAUCAACUCUUUACAUCAAGUUAUUUUUCGUGUUGGGUUCCUUUAAUUUGUAUUUUGGCGGUUUGUUGGUUAUAUAUGCAACUUUCGCUACAUAUAAAACUUUUAUAUUGUGAUUUUUUAUUGCAUUUAUUCAACGGCAAGCUCCAGUGAAAAAAGAUUUAAGACAAUACGUCAAUAUAUCCCUCACAAUUGCUAAAAAUUUAUGUCUCUACCAAUUUUAGAAAUCUUCGAAAAACUUUUCAAGAAUCGUUUUAGAAUUUCUGUUCAUUUCUGUUCAUUUCUGGCAAUUCACUUUUUCAUUCGUUGAUAAAAUUUCAUUCAAUACUGGCGAAGAUAAUAAGUUAGAUAGUUCAGAUUCCGUUAUUUUUAUUCAUGACAACGAUUUUACGAUGCUAUAGCCUUAGGAUUUUAUCUCUUGUAUCUGCUGAUCAAGGUUCUACAUGCGGUGUGAAUAUUCAUAAUGAACGAUUCACGUUUGGUUAUAUCUAAGUAACAUUCUCCUUAAGGGGAAAUUUGUCAUAACACAAAUGUAUUUAUUUAUUAUCACUGUUCAUUAAUUUCAUUCUCCCGCAUAUAUUUAUUUUCAUUUAUAUGUCACGAAGUUGGUUUUUGUACUGAUCUGCAUUGGAACACGAGACGUCAAUUUUUUAA